Daldinia decipiens is the source of this 1567-nucleotide messenger RNA. RefSeq lists its product as uncharacterized. The record is from RefSeq and is a predicted model, not a curated record. The transcript has 3 exons. The coding region runs from base 336 to 1280 and encodes 314 amino acids. NCBI's taxonomy places the organism in Eukaryota, Fungi, Ascomycota, Sordariomycetes, Xylariales, Hypoxylaceae.
UGUUACCGUAGGUACAGCUUAUAUUCUUAGACGCUUCUGACGGUCAGCUUGGUUAGGUACCUACCUAUGCUUAAAAACCCUAGUUGCACAUUACACAAGGAGGAACAGCAUUAAUUCAUCAAAUUCAGUUGGGCUUUUCUUCUCCUCCUUCUUGUGGCUUCCGAGUAAAGGCCGCGAUUUUCAAUAUUACGCCAACCUGCCUAUCUUAGGUACCUAUUCAAUUGGAUCACUCUAAUUUCAUUCAUAAUUGUUCAAGUCAAAUGAUAUAGGACCCCAUUGAUCUUGUGAGAUUCUAAUUAUUAUUGCCCGAGGAAACAUUCUUCGCUGUACCAGCUAUGGAUGUCGAACAGAACGAGCCACUGCCCCUCAUCUUAGACUUGUACGACCAUGAAGAUGUCGAAGAUAGAUUUUGCGCGGGCUUGUUGAGAACUCUGGUUGACGGUUCCCAAACCCCAUUGUGGGUCGCCACCGAGCUUGAUACCUGGGUUGUGCAGGAAUCCUCGCGCAAGCUGCAAGUACUCCGGGAGCGACCGGGCUUCAUAGAGACAGAUGAUACCGGUCGUGUACUCCGCCAUAGUACGCCGAAUGCUAGCGGAUACGUUGAUCGCUUUUUCCAAUUUUUCCCCAAUUUGUGUUCUGUUUUCCCGCCGUAUCAUGAAGGGCAAACCAGAAUUGUUCAGUUUCUUGAAGCCUUGAUGGCCAUGCCCGAACACCAGGCCCCUGAUUACUUUUCAGACGAUGAUGCGCUCAAGGAUGUCCAGAUGAUGUCGCUGUGGUCAGACAAGGGUUACUCAACAGAGGAACUUCGUAUCGGAGCAGAUGCUAUCAGAUACCCAGACUCGGGAAUUGACACUCCAGGGAGCGAGACAGAGGCCCGCUGGCGUAACUACCAGUCUGCUCUAGCGCGCAUCGCCGCGACGGGCUUUAGCGAUUGCGGAUUCAAUAGCGCGCUGCGGGAUAUUGUGCCCUACGGCAAAAAAUGCCCCAGCUUCAACGUCCGCUUAACCUCCAAGCCUGAACAAAUUGGGGGUCAUAUUCAAGGCGCGGCACAGUGGGUCAUAUGGCCUGACGAGUUACGCUACGUCUAUGAGCAGUGCAAGAAGAAAGAGAGGGUAGAUACGGAGAAUCCUCGAGACACAUGGAGCAUGCAAAAUUGGAGAAUAUGGAAAGCGCAAUUCGAACUUGCUGCUGGCGACGAGAGGGUUGAUACACGGGCUCGUGCGAUGGCUGCCACAGCCGUUGAAAAGAUGAAUGCAGUCGAAGAGCAGGUUACGUCCUAAUACUCCUUAGAACAGCAUCUAAUGACUUGUAGGAGCGACUUAAAGCUCUUCUAGUUGGCUAAAGGAGAGGUAGGCAAGAAAUACGGUACAUAGGUAUAAGCCAGAUUUGCUUCUUGGAGAGAAAUAAUAUAGGAAUAGGUACCAUACGCUUCGAAGAUAUUAGGUCACUGUCUAUGAACUCAUUCCCGCUCCUUAAAUACAUGCAAGCCACUUUUCGAUGAGGUCCGCAAAUAAUCGCUAUUAAUAUAAAACUAUGACCAUCUUGCAAUAUUAUAGAGUAACACGAC